AUAAUAAUAUUCAAUAAUCAAUUUCAAUGUCAUACUUUAUCAAUUAGUAGAACUAUAACAGUACAAACAAUACAUUUCCUAAUUAUCUUCGACAUUUUCUUUAUUAUUCUUAGUUUAUACAAGUAUUAAUUUUUGGAUGCAUUAAAAAUGAGUUUUCUUUGUUGUAAUUUCAGGAUAUUAUAAAAAUCACACCAAAGGACACAUUGUUGAGAACUUUCAAACUAUUUUAUAUAAAUUAUUAUAUGUAGUUCAUCUAAGGAGAAAAUAGAGAUUUAAAAAUUAACUAUGAAUGUAGAAAGUGCAGCUAUUAACAUUUUAAAACGUGGUGUGGAGUUAGAUACAAAGAAACGAUAUACUGAAGCACUAGUUUGUUAUCAAGAAGGACUACAAAUUCUUGUGGACAAGAUAAAAGGUGAAACAGAUGAAACUACUAGAAGCUAUUUACGAAAAAAAGUAGAAGAGUAUAUGAAUAGAGCUGAAUGUAUAAAGAAAUUAGUUUCAAAGCAGAAAGAAGUUGGCCAGUUUCAUGAACAAGUUCAUAUUGAAAAUGAUUCUACAGGACAUAGCUAUAAGAAUUUAUUUGGACGUUUUCUAGAUGAGGAUGUACAGUUUGUAAUUAUUGAAGAUCCCUACAUAAGAAGUUUUCACCAGUGCCAAAAUUUUCUUCGUGUAUGUGAGUUAUUGGUGAAGUCUUGUGAUAAACUGAGGCACAUAGAACUAUUAACAUCCAAGGACAACAAAACGGAUAAAGACCAAAUCAACUGGCUGAACAACAUAUCCAUUGACCUGCUCAAAUAUAAUGUGGAAUUAAUAGUAAAAUUUUCGGAAACACUUCAUGAUAGACAAAUUAUCCUUAGUUCUGGAUGGAUUGUAAAAAUAGGCAGAGGCUUAGAUUUCUACAAAGCAACUGAGAACAAAUUCUGCUUAGGAAUGCAUGAUCUCGAUUUAAGACCAUGUCAUGAGACUACAGUUGACAUUUUACAUUCAAAGAAUAUUAAGCAAUCAUAUGGUUGAUAGUGUAAGCUUUGUAUAGUAUUUAAUAUGACACAACAGCUGUCUUGUGAUGUUAUAUGGAUAAAAAGUAUUUUUCUAAAUGAGAUCUUAAGAUCUAAAGCUAAGCACAAGAAAUAGGUAUAUUUGCUUUAAUAUUUGUGUGAACUUAAAAUUUUUCUUCAAGUAACUAUUUGGAAUAUUAAGAUUUUCAAUCAAGUAACUGUACAUUAAACAAACCAAAGUAUAACAAAUGAGUUGUCAAAAUAAUUGUAGAAUUAGCAAUUAUGUUUCCCGAGUAUAAUUGCAACUUGUAAAUAACACGUCUUGUAAUCAAUGAAAUAUGUGUUGCAUAGAUACUCUCACAUUGACUAUUGUAUAGACGCAAUAUAUACAAUAUUAAGAAUAUUUCAGACUUUUGUGAAUUAUAAUUUAAACGUUUUUUUUAAAAUGUGUAUUGUUAAUUAAUUUAUUUUGAUAAUGUGAUGUCAAUAUACAUAGGAAGUGAGUGACUAUUUAAGAUAAUUUAUACUUAUUAUAAAAAGGUGCUGAAAUAAAAUAAAAAAAGGAAUUGACUGAA
Messenger RNA from Pieris rapae (cabbage white), 1570 nucleotides. Its product is annotated as MIT domain-containing protein 1. Gene Ontology annotation, biological process: midbody abscission. The record is from RefSeq and is a predicted model, not a curated record. The transcript is spliced from 4 exons. Lineage: Eukaryota; Metazoa; Arthropoda; Insecta; Lepidoptera; Pieridae. Bases 286 to 1014 code for a protein of 242 amino acids. Gene Ontology annotation, cellular component: midbody.